Eremomyces bilateralis CBS 781.70 is the source of this 783-nucleotide messenger RNA. RefSeq lists its product as uncharacterized. The annotation marks the transcript as partial. Gene Ontology annotation, molecular function: RNA polymerase I general transcription initiation factor activity; RNA polymerase I core promoter sequence-specific DNA binding; TBP-class protein binding. Gene Ontology annotation, cellular component: RNA polymerase I core factor complex. Lineage: Eukaryota; Fungi; Ascomycota; Dothideomycetes; Eremomycetales; Eremomycetaceae. Gene Ontology annotation, biological process: transcription initiation at RNA polymerase I promoter; nucleolar large rRNA transcription by RNA polymerase I. The record is from RefSeq and is a predicted model, not a curated record. The transcript has 2 exons.
CCCGGGGCUCCGUUUCCUCAUGCACCGCUGCGCGAGAGGAAGCGACCAAGGCUCGACAUCGGGGAAUCCGAGAGCGGAUUCUCGGACCUCGAUCCUGCGAUCCGACCACAGCGAGACGCGAGACGUGUCACCUUAAAGGAACAGUUCGCUCCUCGGCAUCAAUUCGCUGUCAUGUCUGAUAUCCUCCACCACUCGCUCUUGGAAGGAGAUAUAGAUCGUGCAAGUAAAGCGUUUGGAUUGCUGUUGCGGACGAAGAUUGGACCGGACUACCCGGAUAUCACGGCGAACAACUACUGGGGCGUCGCGGCGGAGAUCCUCGCUCGUCGAACACGACAAUCCCAUGGGGAUUCCCAUCGGACUACCCCCAGCGACGAUGAUGACAAUGGAACGAGUGACGUUCGUCAUGAAGGGCACAGACUCGGAAACCCUGGUCUAUACACUCCAGACGGAGUCCGCAAAGCACGAGAGCUGCUUGACAUACUGAUUCUCGAAUACCCCUACCGCGUCCAGCAACCUGAUCGAGUCGACGCUCGCGACUUCUUCCAACCGAUGUUCACGCUCUGGAUCUACGAAAUCCAGCGGAGAAGUGAAAAGGCCAUCCAACCGUAUUCGGAAGAAGACGAAGGCUUCGACGCCAGAAGACGUGCCAUCAAGCUGGGGGAACUGAGGAUGGCGCGAGAACUGGCGAUGCGGAUGGACUCGACGCUGGGUACCUUUCCGUACGACCAGCAGCCGGGACUGUGGGAGCUGAGAGGGAUGGUGGCGCUGUGGGUGGGCGAUCUG